AUGCGGAUGCUGUACCUGCUUCUCCCCUUCAUCCUCCUGUUGGUCCACAGUGCUGCAGGAUCCUCCCUGGCCCCAGGAAAUAAGGAAGAAUGCAAGCGAGAAAACGGCUACUGUGGGUUUCUGAAGUGCUCUUUCCCCUAUGGCAUCCAGGGAAAAUGUUCAAGGUUUUUCUUUUGCUGCAAAAACCCUGUGAAGACGUGGGAGUGGUGGAUCAGCCAUGAAGAUCCUCACCUGGGGUUGAGACCCUGAAAUGUCCCAGCAGGACGUCCCCCUCGCUUCUGGCUCCUGGAACCAUCUCCUGAUGUCCUCUCCCCUCCCUGCCUCUGCCAUGCCCAGAAACACAAAGCGAAUUCAAGUGCCUACUAA
Molecule: messenger RNA, 366 nt
Organism: Pipra filicauda (Wire-tailed manakin)
Lineage: Eukaryota; Metazoa; Chordata; Aves; Passeriformes; Pipridae
Product: gallinacin-1 alpha-like
Exons: 5
Biological process (GO): defense response
Cellular component (GO): extracellular region
Source: RefSeq, a predicted model, not a curated record